AUGCGUGGUUGCCUGGAAACCAAACCGGAACGAGGCAGAAACCAGGCCAAGCGUCACAACAGCGAGGAUCGUGUGACUGCCCCCCAGUGGCUGCAGUUCGCCCUACAGCCCUUCUACUCUCUUGUUGAGGAUGACCCUGUUUACCUGUUGGUGGCGCUGUCUGCUCGCUCCAUUCUGAACAGUUACGUGUUUGAGUCUCUGCCUUUGCCUGGACCCAUGCUCAGCUCAGAGUCCAAAAGUCUGUAUCAAAGAUGGAGAGAAGAGACAGAACAGGAGCUUCUUAUAGAACACAGAUUCAAAGACGUGAUCGAGAAGCUGCAAAAUCAUAUGGACGUCUAUAAAUCCAUCAACGUCUUCAGAAUCCAUCUGUUGAACCAAAAGGGCCUCCACAAAUAUGUGGAAUGUGAAAAGGAAUAA
Molecule: messenger RNA, 417 nt
Organism: Knipowitschia caucasica
Lineage: Eukaryota; Metazoa; Chordata; Actinopteri; Gobiiformes; Gobiidae
Source: the annotation of a GenBank genome assembly